AUGACUCUAUCGCGGUCACCGCCACUACGCUCGCCAUCACUUCCACUAGCAUCUCCGGUCCGCAUCUCCAAUCCCGAGAUACAACAGGCGCAGUCAUCAUUCUUCACUCCAGCCUCUCUACCAUCACGCUGGGUUACCUCCCUUCUGUCCUCCGCCGUCCGCCCUUCGCUAUCUCGGCCUCGCUCGAUCAACGAAGAUGCCGAAGAUGAGGAGGCUCAUGCAAAGCGUAAGCAUGCAUUGCACGAGCAAACUCUGCCGGCAGUGCUGCCUUCUCAGGUGACAGAGACUGUCAGCGGCUUCUCACGCGCUGUUCCUCAGGCGGUGCCGAAUCCACCACUCGCGAGCUCAAUCCCUGUGGACGAUGCGAUCACUCAUGGGACUCCAUUCGCUUCUCACCCCUUCGUUCCCGCGUCGGGCGCGCCUGGGUUUGCUGGUGACAGAGAGUGGAAUAAAGGGUUUGAGUUCGACAAGAGUAUUGUCGAGAAGAAGAGCGUGCGACUCAUGGGCAGAAAGGAGGUGACGACGCCUGUCUUGACCGUUGAGGUGGCCGAUAUGCUGCGGCCGCAUUUCCCGGCUCUGGCGCGUCUUCCACGUAUAUGGUCUCUCCUCUAUAGUCUCGACCAGCACGGUAUCUCGUUAAACACCUUAUACGCUCGCUGUCAAAGCCAUGUAGGCGGUGCGCUACUCGUCAUCCGCGACUCCGGCGACACGCUAUUUGGCGCAUGGAUGGGUGAAGGAAUUCACCCAUCCAAGGGUUCAUAUUACGGUAGUGGCGAGUCAUUUCUGUGGAAGCUCCCUCCGGACCAACGACUACGGAUAUAUAAAUGGACGGGAAAGAAUGACUAUGUGGCACUGUGUGAGCCGGAGUAUCUAUCAUUUGGAGGAGGCGAAGGCCACUAUGGCUUGUAUCUCGACAACUCGUUGAUCGACGGCUCCUCGGCGCGAUGUCCGACGUUCGACAACGACCCGCUAUGCUCGGCCGGUCCGCGGCAAGGCGAGAAUGUGAGAUUCGAGUGCGUUGGCUUGGAAGUCUGGGGGGUAGGCUGA
This is a messenger RNA of Laetiporus sulphureus 93-53, 1047 nucleotides long. RefSeq names its product TLD-domain-containing protein. The record is from RefSeq and is a predicted model, not a curated record. Gene Ontology annotation, cellular component: nucleus. Bases 1 to 1047 code for a protein of 348 amino acids. The transcript has 4 exons. Gene Ontology annotation, biological process: response to oxidative stress. NCBI's taxonomy places the organism in Eukaryota, Fungi, Basidiomycota, Agaricomycetes, Polyporales, Laetiporaceae.